AUGUCCAGCGAAGGAAGUAAAUCUGCAGAGACUCACACAAACGAUCGCUCCAGAGCUGGGGUAUCAAGUGAAACAAGUAAAGCUUCGCAUAGAGCUCCAGAAGAUAUUAGCAAAGAUGCACACGAUAGUACUCGAACAAGUAAUAAAGGAGCUCCUCAACAGACCCACCCCACAGUAGAGCCAAUCAGCAAGCCUCAUCAAGCUCAUACGAGGUCCACGGACUGGGACGACGAUCCCUUCUUUCGCGAUCGAUUCCAUACGAGAUUUCCCGGUCCGAGAGACGAUAUAUUUUUCGGAGAACCUCGACCUUUUGGUCAUUCAGGAUACCGAUCUCAUCCCUCCCAAAUGAGCUAUACACCAGGUGCAGGAGGUGAUAAACAUGGUUCUAUGAAACCUUUUGGUCCUGGUGCUGUAGGCCAGAGUACUCGGCCUCUCACUACCGGAGAGAAGGUGAUGCGAGCCAUCUGUUGUCCAUGUACCACACUUUGUUGCUGCUGUACCACUUGUGUGGGUGGCGGUAUAGUCGCUGGAGCAGGUGCGUAUCUUUGGAAGAGGGACGAGCAAUAG
Molecule: messenger RNA, 567 nt
Organism: Kwoniella botswanensis
Lineage: Eukaryota; Fungi; Basidiomycota; Tremellomycetes; Tremellales; Cryptococcaceae
Exons: 1
Coding region: 1-567 (188 amino acids)
Source: RefSeq, a predicted model, not a curated record